This is a messenger RNA of Gryllus bimaculatus (two-spotted cricket), 682 nucleotides long. The record is from the annotation of a GenBank genome assembly. NCBI's taxonomy places the organism in Eukaryota, Metazoa, Arthropoda, Insecta, Orthoptera, Gryllidae.
AUGCCCGACGCCGUGUUGCACAGCGACAGCACCGUGAGGUUCUGGCGACAAAACACGAAAAAUUUGUUCAGAACGUUUGUUCCUGAACAGCAACAGCAACGCCCGUCAAUCUCGUGCGGCGCGUGCGACGUCGCUGUAAUGGGGCCGGCUUUGACCGCUGGAGUGCGCCGCUGCGGACAGGGGCCCACCAGAGCCUGCAGGCCUAUUAAUCACCUGAUAUCUACUUUAAAGCAGAAGAAUAUGAAGCCAAAGUGGGAAUGCUCUCUACAGAGUUUGCGACAAGACGAGGGAUGUCGCGUGAAAUGGUGGAGGGAAGAGGGCGGCUGGCAGCAGGGAGACCGCAAUGCGGGGCUACGGGACUGACUGUCGUGGAAACGAGAGUGAUAGAGAUCAAUAAAAUGAGAGGGAGAAGUUCAGACGUACAACAAAUAUAUGUAGAAGGAGCGGUUCACGAGAUUUGAUUUUAGGGAAUUGCAUUCAUAGAAGUCAAACUUGUGAAUGAUUUGUCUUCAUUUUCAUCCUCUUUGAUUUGUCUAUUAAUAUAAUAUGUGUGUUUCUGAUUUCACAAUUGCAAUAAAAGAUCACCAGAUUUCCAUCUAAAAUCAAUUUCAUCGGUAAAAUUUGACUUCUGGAAAAUGGCAUCGCUUCUGGGAUAUGGUCGAAUAAACCGGCCUGUUAUAUU